CAUCUGCAGAGGCCUUGAAGAAUCAGACUGAUCCAUUUCUACAAUCCCUCUCUCUCUCUUCUUUUCUGCGUCGUUUCUUCAUGGACGUCAGAGGUGUGAGUGAGGUUUUACUCAGUAUGGUGAGAGAGAAGCUGAACAGUGGGGCGAGAGACUACAGCAGUGAGCAGGACGCCGCGGUGUGAAAGGGCUGCUGGGUAAUACCGGGACGGAGAGAUGGAGCUGAAGGUCUGGGUGGACGGGGUGCAGCGAGUCGUCUGCGGUCUGUCCAAAGAGACGUCCUGCCAGGAUGUGGUCAUCGCUCUGGCUCAGGCUAUAGGUCAGACGGGACGCUACGUUCUGGUGCAGAAGCUGAGGGACACGGAGAGACAGCUCGUCGCUGAUGAAUGUCCUCUGGAAUCUCUGUCCAAACUGGGUCAGCUGAGCAGUGAGGUGCAGUUCAUCCUACGGAGGACCGGACCCACCACCAGCGAAGGUUCUGACCUCGACCGACACUCGUCUUUUACUGGACUUCAGGAACCGGAGCUCCCGAAGAGGAAGGAGCCCAAAAAGGCCCUGACCUUUAACCUGGGACCGAAUACCUCACCACAGACUCGAAUUAAACACUUUAAAAAGGUCCAAAAAGAUUCUCCGGAGCUCAGAGCGCACCCAGCCCCCCAACAACCCCAACCCCAGACCCAGUCCGGCCUGUCCAAAGAGGAGAUAUUCCGGCAGGUUCUUCAGCAGCAGAGCCGCCUGCAGGCUCUCCAGGCUCAGGUCCAGACGGUGGAGCAGCAGGUAUGGGUUAUGGAACAGCCUCCACCUCCAGCCCUGUCCCCGGACCUGCUGGAGGAGAUGGACACUCUGGGACAGGCGUUCCGCUGUAACGAGGCGGAGCUGGCUCACGGGGAGUACUGGGAGUCGGAGUAUCUCGCCGAGGUUCAGAGGGAGCAGAACAUGCUGAAGAAACUGAAGGAGAUCCACGCGGCUCUGGACCAUAACAACCAACGGAUCCACGAAACCGGGACCCAGCGAGGACGACUGGAGCGAGACGUCCAUCUCCAAGCGGAGAACAGGAAGAACGGUAUACGGCAGGGACAGGUCACCGCCGAGUCCCUGGGGCAGGCGAAGGGACAGUUAGACACGGUACUUCGCCAAGGGACUGAACUGGACUCGUCCCUCAAAGAGACGGAACACGCUCUGAAGAAAGCUGAGGAGCUUCUGCAGGAUAAGAUUAAAGAGCUGGAUGAGCUGAAUAAGGAGCUUCGGCAGUGUAACCUGCAGCAGUUCAUCCAGCAGACCGGACCUCCGGCCCCGCCCAGCGUGCAGCCCGACGACCCGGACCCGUCCGACCAGACGCCUGACGGACAGAGUGAUGAAGACUCGAACCCCUCAGUGCUGGAGUUUAACCCCCGCACCACCGCCAAGCAGAUCCUGGGGAACCCCCGCAGCCUGCAGAACCCGCUGGUCUCCAGCCUCCAUCCUGAGGUCGUGUCGGCGCGAGAGGUGUCGUGGCGGUAAAGCUGGAUUACGAGGCUGAGGAUCUGUUCACUGUUCACUUUAUAUCCUGUUUUUAUGAUUCUGUUGUUUAAUUAAGAAUUUAUUUUAUUUUUAUCUGCAGAACCAGUGUGUGAGAAACGUGUAAGCUUAAAUACUUAUAGAUGUAAAUAUUGUUAUCUUUGUAAUUAUUAUUGAAUAGAACAAGACAACUGUUGAAUGUAUUUUAUAGAACAUGUAGUUCUGUUCUGUUAUGAUUUUUAAACAUAUAUCUAUAAACUAUGUCCUUUAUUAAAGAGUUAAUGUAAUUUCUGAA
Astyanax mexicanus (Mexican tetra) is the source of this 1789-nucleotide messenger RNA. It is a transcript of the gene rassf7b, whose product is annotated as Ras association domain family member 7b. Bases 214 to 1497 code for a protein of 427 amino acids. The transcript has 7 exons. NCBI's taxonomy places the organism in Eukaryota, Metazoa, Chordata, Actinopteri, Characiformes, Acestrorhamphidae. Gene Ontology annotation, biological process: signal transduction. The record is from RefSeq and is a predicted model, not a curated record.